CGGCGCCUGACGCCCCCAGAUGAGGUCGGCGCCCUGGUGUUCGACAUCGGCUCCUUCUCGGUCCGCGCCGGCUACGCGGGCGAGGACUGUCCCAAGGCCGACUUCCCCACCACGGUGGGGCUGCUGUCCCCGGACGAGGUGGCCAUGGAGCUGGACGGGGACAAGGACAAGAAGGGCGGCAAGGUCUACUACAUUGACACCAACGCGCUGCACGUGGCCCGCGACGCCAUGGAGGUCGUGUCGCCCCUCAAGAACGGCAUGAGUGAGCGCGGGGGGCGGCCGCGGGGCCACCCAUGGGCGUCACUGGGCACCGCGGGGCCACCCAUGGGCUGGAACACCCGGGCCAAGCGGGAGAAGCUGACGGAGCUCAUGUUCGAGCACUACAACAUCCCGGCCUUCUUCCUGUGCAAGACGGCUGUGCUCACCGCCUUCGCCAACGGGCGCAGCACGGGGCUGGUGCUGGACAGCGGCGCCACCCACACGACGGCCAUUCCCGUGCACGACGGCUACAUCCUGCAGCAGG
Nothoprocta perdicaria is the source of this 523-nucleotide messenger RNA. RefSeq names its product actin-like protein 6B. Gene Ontology annotation, biological process: nervous system development; regulation of transcription by RNA polymerase II. The record is from RefSeq and is a predicted model, not a curated record. NCBI's taxonomy places the organism in Eukaryota, Metazoa, Chordata, Aves, Tinamiformes, Tinamidae. Gene Ontology annotation, molecular function: chromatin binding. Gene Ontology annotation, cellular component: SWI/SNF complex; NuA4 histone acetyltransferase complex. The annotation marks the transcript as partial. The transcript has 4 exons.